ACAUCUGUCAAGAUCGCCAUAUCCAGAAUAGAUGAUAUGUGCAUCGCCCAAACCCGGAUCUCACCCAUGCUGAUCCUAUCUUGACUGUACUUUUCUCGUAUCGCCAUCUUUCCUUCUCUUACACAUAGUGAUCUCGUCUUCCCGAUCAUCUUGUACUUCUGCUCAUUGCCUGCCCUGACAUCUACGAUACCACACUAUGUCUCCACGUCGUUCACUUCGGUCGCGCGUGGUCGUUAACAGAGAGUCAAGCCCGCCGCUUGCUAACCCAAGAAUCAGGUCGAGCAGGAUUACACGAGUUGUCCCAUCUUCUUCAUCGUCAUCCCCGUCGCCGCCCGUCACACUCUCUCGCGCAUCGUCGCACUCCCCGGACGCAGGCAAGAAAUCCAUUCGCCUAACAGUCAAGAUGCCGGCGAACAAGUUGCGCGAGGCUACCAACAGCUCCGCUCGUAGCGCGACUGCGAGACGCUCCCAUAAUAUAUUCAUGGACGACCCCAUCGUAUCGGGACCUCGAAACAGCAGGACCAAAAAGAAGAUGGUCGAGGUUGAUACGAGCGACGAAGAAAACCUGGAUGACGAAGAGGAAGACGAGGUCGAUGAAGAUGAGGAUGCAGAAGGGGAGGAAGAUGACGAUGUGGAUGCAGACGGCGACGUAGACAUGGACGAUGUACCUCCUCAGCCACCGGUGUCUAAGAGACAGGCCAAACCUACUGCUGCUGCCGGCCGAGGUCAGGUAAAGAGUGUCGAAGCCAAGGAAAUGGAGAACGACGAUGAUGAAGAUGAUCAAGAACUAUCAGAAUUGGAUUCCGACGCCGAAGGUGAACUGGACGAUCAGGAGAUGGGAGGUGCAGCGGAAGAUGAAGAAUUAGAAGACGAGGAAGAAGAGGAAGACGAGGAGGAGGACGAAGACGACGAGGAUAUGGAUCUGAGCAAGAUGACAAAGCGUCAACGUGGUUCUCUUGGAAAUGAUUUCUUACAGCUACCCAUGGAACCGCAAGUCAAGAAGCAUUUGACCGCUGAAGAACAUGCGAUGCGACGAGCUGAAAUGGCCCGCCGGAGAAAGAACCUCAGUGAGAAGCGGAACGAAGAAGAAAAGAUGGACACUAUCAACCGUCUUUUGAAAAAGCAAGCCCCAAAACGCCGCGGCAGAGCGGCUGCAACGGAGGCUGAAGGUACUCCCACCGUCCAGGAACCGCCAGAGCCACCUAAACCUGACCCUACAAUGAUCCGGUGGGUCAGUGGUUCUAAUGGUGUCUGCCGGGUCGCUGUACCGGAGGAAUUGUUCGGUACUCCUGCUGGUCGUCUCUUUGGAGAGGCUCCUUCUAGUAACGGACAACGGAAGCUUGUCGAGGAGGUCUAGGGGACGAAAACCAUCGGGAAAGUCCAGCAGGGUUGUGCAUAACUAUUACAGGGGCCUGGGGGAGGAUGUCAAACUAUUCGGGACAUUUAUUUAUUAUGGGCGGAGUUUUAUAGGGGAAAUCGGCAGGAAUACGGCAUGGAUCGU
This is a messenger RNA of Paecilomyces variotii, 1501 nucleotides long. RefSeq names its product PAPA-1-like conserved region-domain-containing protein. Gene Ontology annotation, cellular component: Ino80 complex. Lineage: Eukaryota; Fungi; Ascomycota; Eurotiomycetes; Eurotiales; Thermoascaceae. The record is from RefSeq and is a predicted model, not a curated record. Bases 197 to 1357 code for a protein of 386 amino acids. The transcript is spliced from 4 exons. Gene Ontology annotation, biological process: chromatin remodeling.